AACUUGGUGACUUCUGAUUUGUCACUAAAGUACCUUAUUUUUAUAGGGUCACACUGAACAGCUGUUUUAUGUCAAUGAUUGUCAAACGAAUGAAUUCGUCGCAAAAUAUUUGAAUUUAACCUACAAUAUAAACAAAAUUCAAAAUCAAUUUGUUUUAGCAGUAUAAAUAGUCAUUGUUCUUAGAAUACAAAGUGAAAAACUUUUUUGUGCGUAUAAAAUAUUUGUGCUGUUUGUUUACCGUUCAGGAUGUCAAUAUUAAAAGGAAACGUGAAUUCUGAUGGCUUUCAUUUCUUCCACAAAUAUAUAAAUGAAAAUGAUAAGAACUUACAGUUUUGGGAUGACUAUUUACACAAGCUAAAGUCACUAGACUUCAAUGUGUACAGUGAUAAGUUAACAGUACCAAUUCUUGUACCCAUUGGGAACAAGAUACUUUUUAGGGGACACUUGAAACAUACAAAUGAAGUCACAGUGUCAUUAGGAGCAGAUUACUUUACUAAAUGUUCUUUGAAACAAGCAGAGGUAUUAAGACAACAUAGAAUUGAAGAUGCUCAAUCUAAAGUGGAAAUGUUUACAAAAGAAAAGGAAUAUCUUGAAAGUCAAAUAUCAUUUAAAAAUAAUAUGACUGAACAUUUAGGACAAGAGAUCAUAGAGGUACAUACAGAUGAGGAAGACAAAGCGUGGAGGGAAAAACAUAGGGAGAAUGUUAAAAAGUACAAAAAACAAAACCAAACUCAUAAGCAAACUACUAGUGACAUAACAGAUGAAGAACUAUGGGUCAGAUUAGAAGAAUUGGAACUACAAGAAGAAUUGGAAAAUGAAAUGUUACAUAUGGAUAAUAGAAAAUACAAUAAGGAUUCACCUAAUACAAUUAUAAGAGAAAUUGAAGAAUCAAAUAUUUCAUUGACAGAGAAAACAGAACUAAAAGAAAAUAAAGAUGAAACUGUAAGUAACAAAAUAAUGAAUGAUCCUAAACCAGUUCUAGAACAAACAUCAAAAUUGAAUAUAUUACAACAAGUAAUAGAUAAACAAAAUGAAUUGGAACAGAAGCUUACAGAACUCAAGUAUAAAGAAAGAAGUGAGACUAAAACUGAGCAAGAUUUAAUUGCAAGAUUAGAUGAAAUGGAUGAACUUGAUGACCUUGAAGAUGAAAUGAACAGAUUAGAAGAUAAUAUUUUGGAGACCAAUGCUUUGGAAAGUGAAGAGGAUAAUGAUGCUAUUGCAAAAUCAUCUACAUCAAUUAGAAAAGGUGUCUCCUUUGCUGAUGAAGAUGAUAGUGAAACUGUAGAUAUUGUUUUUAAACAUAGCACAGUUGAACCAUGUAAAGAACCAUACAACCCUGAUAAUGGUCUCAAAAAACCUAGUGAUAUCUAUUAUGCUUGUCCAAAUCUUUUUAAUGAAACCACAUCUAUUCUGAAGAAAUCCAAAUAUGAGUCUAAUAUAGACUACACAGGAGACACUGGAAAAAGUGUGAUUGGCAUGUCCAUACCUGAAUCUAAUAAGAUUCCUAUUAAUAAAACUAUAAUUGUUAAGGAUGUUGUGGAAAAAUCAAAUCAGUGUGAUAAUAAAAUAGAGAUUGAGAAUCGCCCAACAAGUCUUUUCAAGAAAAAAAGACUACAAAAUAAAUCAUAGUGAAGAUAAUAAGAAAUGAUAUAAAAUAAUUGACUAAAUUAGAUGUAAGGUGUAUAGCGAUGAUUGUUCUUUUACAAAAAUAUAAUAAGUAAAUAAUGUCAAUGAUUGUUAUUCAUUUUUUUUAUUAAUUAUUAUUUCAUUAAUUAUUUGCAAAC
Achroia grisella is the source of this 1784-nucleotide messenger RNA. It is a transcript of the gene uri, whose product is annotated as unconventional prefoldin RPB5 interactor 1. Lineage: Eukaryota; Metazoa; Arthropoda; Insecta; Lepidoptera; Pyralidae. The record is from RefSeq and is a predicted model, not a curated record. The transcript has 4 exons. The coding region runs from base 247 to 1629 and encodes 460 amino acids. Gene Ontology annotation, biological process: negative regulation of phosphatase activity; negative regulation of transcription by RNA polymerase II. Gene Ontology annotation, molecular function: chromatin binding; transcription corepressor activity; phosphatase inhibitor activity.